This is a messenger RNA of Sorex fumeus (smoky shrew), 920 nucleotides long. It is a transcript of the gene SRA1, whose product is annotated as steroid receptor RNA activator 1. The record is from RefSeq and is a predicted model, not a curated record. NCBI's taxonomy places the organism in Eukaryota, Metazoa, Chordata, Mammalia, Eulipotyphla, Soricidae. Bases 61 to 732 code for a protein of 223 amino acids. Gene Ontology annotation, cellular component: nucleus. Gene Ontology annotation, biological process: regulation of transcription by RNA polymerase II. The transcript has 5 exons.
GGCCUCGGGCGGGCCGCCCCGGAAGUGACGCGCUGCCCCGCUGGCCGUGCGGAAGUGGAGAUGGCGGAGCUGUACGUGAAGCCGGGCAACAAGGAGCGCGGCUGGAACGACCCGCCGCAGUUCUCGUACGGGCUGCAGACCCAGGCGGGCGGACCCAAGCGCACCCCGCUCACCAAGAGGGUCGCCGCCCCGCAGGAUGGACCCCCCAGAGUCCCUACCUCAGAGACUUCUGGGGCACCCCCCAUGGGGCCUCCACCUCUUUCAAGUAAGACUUCCAUGCCUCCACCUGUGAGUGGUUGUCCUGCCUCCAGUCUAGAACCUACAAAUUCCCCAGUCACUGAACAUGAGCCUCUGCUGGAAGAUGUGCUGACUCCUUUGGAACAGGCAUUGGAGACUUGCCGUGGCCAGACAAAGAAGCAGGUAUGUGAUGACAUCAGCCGACGCCUGGCUCUGCUGCAGGAACAGUGGGCUGCAGGGAAGCUGUCAACACCUGUAAAGAAGAGGAUGUAUCUGCUGGUGAAAGAACUUUCAAGUCACCGAUGGGAUGCUGCAGAUGACAUCCACCGCUCACUCAUGGUGGACUAUGUGACUGAGGUCAGUCAGUGGAUGGUAGGAGUUAAAAGAUUAAUUGCAGAAAAGAAGAGUCUGUCUUCAGAGGAGACCAAUGAAGAGAAACCUCUGGCCACAGCUGAGGAAAUCCAGACCGUACCAGGUGUCCAACAGGCUCUAUAAACCCGGGUUUCCCCGACUCACAUCACAUCAUCCUCCUCUGCCUUGGCACGAGAAGCUGCCUCUCACUUGACCCUUCUUCCCAUCUGGUUAGCCAUCUUACCUACCUGGGCUCUGGCCUGACCUAUCUUGGGGGAAGAGGUCCCACCUUGGGCCACAGAGAGGUUAUUUUCCCAAAACAUACACUUCAA